Molecule: messenger RNA, 6490 nt
Organism: Teleopsis dalmanni
Lineage: Eukaryota; Metazoa; Arthropoda; Insecta; Diptera; Diopsidae
Gene: Pi3K68D
Product: phosphatidylinositol 4-phosphate 3-kinase C2 domain-containing subunit beta
Exons: 19
Coding region: 477-6074 (1865 amino acids)
Biological process (GO): phosphatidylinositol-3-phosphate biosynthetic process; phosphatidylinositol 3-kinase/protein kinase B signal transduction; cell migration
Cellular component (GO): phosphatidylinositol 3-kinase complex; plasma membrane; cytoplasm
Molecular function (GO): 1-phosphatidylinositol-3-kinase activity; 1-phosphatidylinositol-4-phosphate 3-kinase activity; phosphatidylinositol binding
Source: RefSeq, a predicted model, not a curated record
ACUUUAAUAUAUUUCUAAUAAUCAAUAUCGUAAAAUAUAUAUUCUACAAACAGCUGCAUCAUUAAAAUAUCGUUAAUUUGAAAUAAUAUGUGUUUUAAUAUGUAACCACGUUUACGAUAUACGUAUGGCGUUAUAUCGCGUAACUCAUAUCGUUUGAUCAACCCUGUUCUCACACAUGUUUAAUUAAAUUGCAAAAACAAAAAUGAAAACUAAUUAAGAAGAAAGGCAAACAACAUAAAAAUUAAUUUCACUUCACAAAAAAUUGGGAAAAGUGCUUUUGGAUAAUAUCAAAAUGGAUACAUCUUAUAGCACACUUUAAUUAUCACAAUGUGCAUUUAAAAAAUAAAUAGUUUCAACUAAGUUCUUCAUUUGCAAUACAUAUCCCUUCAAAUAUUAUAGCAGCAAUAAAUCCUAAUUAAGUCAUUCUUCAGAACAAAAAAAAAAAACAAUUUUAAUAAACUGUUUAUAUAGAGAAUAUGACAAAUCAAGCAGAAAUCGAUUAUGAGAAACAAUUUCAGGAUGACUUAGCGAAAGCAACUGCUCUAAGUCUAGAACAACAAGCUCUUGACGAUUAUAGACGUUCAAAAAAAUAUGGCACAGCAGCUAAUACAUACUAUGAGAGAUCGCAGUCGACUCAAUCAGAUGCAAGCACUUAUUAUACCCAACUACGUAACCGUCACAUGAGCAGAAACAAUUCUAUGACACCACCACCUCUUGGUGCAUCAGUAUUACAAUCUCAGAGACGUCAUUCAGAAGUGAGUAAUGCUAAUAUAUUAGCUGGUAAUACAACUACAGCAAAAGAACGUUCCAAAACACCAUCAUCAUCGCUGCCAGAAAGUGACUUAAUUUCCUUUGCAAGUCCAACUUCAAAGAAGCCUGAAAAUGCUACAUUUGAAAAACUAAUAGAGGAUCUACAAAAAAUACAAACUUCAAACAGUCAAACAGCGCUUGUACCAUUGGGACCCACGGCAGCUGCACCAAUUUACCCAAGUUAUCGUACUGUGACACCAGCUGUGAUAUAUAGACCUCAACAGUACGUGCCUGGUCCCGGUGGUAUGCAGUUAGUGCCGUUCACUCCACCGACACAGCAAACUAAAGUUCCACUUACAAAUGAAGAACUGCAGAAACUUUACAAUAUGCCACAUCCACAAACGACUGCGUAUCCUCAUCAUAUAGGCUUCAUUCCACCGCAAGGAUUUUAUCAUUCAUCAGCAAAUUUUCAACAACAAAGUAUGACGCAAGGCGCAAUGUCUACGGCAUAUUUACAAGCCCAACAAGGAUAUCAGUACAACACUUUAUCAGGUUCAGCAGGAUCUACUAAUUAUAUUGCACCCAUGCAACCUUCAAAUAAUCUUAAUCAAGUCAACAAUUUAAAUGUAUCGAAUGCAUCAAAUCUGAACAUCCCAAAAAUUUCAAAGUCACAUUCCGCCUCAAGUGUGAGCGCCCCAAAUGGAACCGUCGAAAAUUUAAAUACGCAACGCAAUCAAACGCCACCGGCAAGAAAACCGCGCACUGCUGAUGAUCUGAUUGAUUUAAGUCAUGAAGAUGAUUCUCGCGUGAGUGUGCUUGAGGCAUUCGACCCAUUGCUAAACGAAGAGAAUGAAGGCAACGAUAAUGCGUCGGAUUGUACGUCCUACUAUUCAGAAUAUGAUCCAUUUGAUUACUUAUACAGUGCUGGUGGUACACAGUAUUCAGAUCCUGUUUAUGAGGCUGUCAACAAGUUGGAUAAAUCUGCUAUGAGUUCAAAUGUAUCAUCUAUAGGUUGGCGACAAGAAUAUAGAACAAAUUCUUCAUAUCAACUAGAUGAGAAACCUUCUGGUUCCCGUUCACCGCCACCACCACUACCGCCGCGUAACAGUAGUGGUAAUAUACAUAGUCAAAGUGAAUACUAUACAAAAGAAGGUAUCAUAUCUUCAGUGCCUCCUAGCAUUGUAUUGGAUAGACGAAAAACCUGUACGCGUCUAUACGAAAUGGUAACCGAUCAACGUACAGUUGAUCCAGAAUUGCUAGAAUUUUAUUUUAUGGUGAAGGAGUUACGUUCACGUUAUUUAUACGAUGAUGAGGUUACCAACGUGGGACAUAUAAUUGCAUCAGAAUUUAAUUAUCAUUAUCCUUUGGAAACUAGCAUCAAAAUAGUUGUACAUCCCAAUAUAAAUAUUUUGCAUCCAGAUGCUGAUGCAGCCAGUAGUUCCAAGGGGCAAGUGAAAGGUUACGGUGUACCAGUUGUUUUCACAUGUGAUAUUAAUACUGCUGUGGAAUUAGUUAUUGGUCAAGCUUUUUGUUCUUUGGAGGGUCAAAUAAAAGGCACUGUUAACGAUUAUGUUGUAAAGCCAAUAGGUGUAUCUGAAUGGCUUUCGCCAUCUUCCAAGUUAAGCCAACUGGAAUGUGUACACGAUAGUUUGAAACUAGAAAGAGAUGUCCAUUUAGGACUUUGUCUAAAAACCGAAGAGAAUAUGCAGGUUAUUGCUCGAACACAACGUGAUGACUUACGAGAUUCAGAUAUACGUCCAGAAGAUAUUUUGCCAAAUGAAAUGGCUUCUACCAUAUGUUACGAUGAUAUGAUGAUACUUAUAGAAACUCUCGAAACUGAAAUAGAUAAAUUAGAAUCAGCUGCGGGUGAUGUUAAUUCACGUACCAUACUAUCCUGUUCGGGUGUUGUACAAGGCGUUAAAGCCAUUUGUGCACUAUUAGGGUCAAUUGAUACGAUAGAAAUAGCUACUUGUGUAUCAGAACUGAAACAUAUAUGUGAUACCAAUCAAGUAAAAUAUGCCUCCGCAUCACAGACAAAUCCUGAAGUUGUGAGCGAUUAUGGAGAUUAUGCCGAAGUAUCAUUGCGACCACGUUCCACACUCGAACAGGUCAAACUUAAAUGUAACCAAUUACGUGAUGCUGUGCAAGAACUCAUAGAAUUGUAUUCAAAUGUGUUCCGUGUUGGUUUUUCAGUGAAAUCUAUUGAUUACUCUAUAACUCCUAUACCUAUAUCUUGUGUUAUAAAACCAAUUGUUGUUAGCAUAAAUUGUUUACAUCGUCCACCACCCAACUGGAAAUAUGAUGACUACUCUCUCGGUGUACAAAUCAAUUAUGGCACGCGCUUUAUUUCAGACCCAGUAGUAACAAAAUGUACAAACAAUACUACCGGAGGUCUGUUUCCGCGAUUAAAUUUUUCAUCCUGGAUCACUUUUGAAAAGAAUCCAAUAUGCACUCUGCCACGAGAAUCUCGACUUAUAUUCGUUCUGUAUGGCACACAAACUACUGAAAACGAACAAAAUAAUGACGCAAAUGGUGAAAGACGGCAAAUUACGACUGAGCUUGGUUGGUGUGCAAUACAACUUUUUGAUCACAAAAGUGAAAUGAUAUGCGGUUCCUACUUAUUGUCCGUGUGGCCUGCAACAACUGAUAAAUUUUUAGGUCCAGCGCCAGCACGUGGUUGUCAUCCCUUGCCCGAUAUUUGCCCAGUAUUAAGUAUAGAAGUACCACCAUACGGAGGACGAAUACAAUUUCCAAAACCCCUGGAAGAUCCACCAACGGCUCCUCGGUAUGACUUUAAUUCGUUGGAUACGAAUUUACAACAAGAACUUUUAGAUACAGCAGAACAAGGAUACCCCGGAGCAACUGAGAAACGUGAGGUGUUUUGGGAAAAAAGGUUUUACCUACAAAAGUUCCCAAAUGCGUUGCCAAAAGUAUUACAUGCCGCGCACAGUUGGGACUAUGCUAGUCUUAUGGAUUUACAUUCAUUGCUUAAUUCUUGGAUACCACUAGCUCCACUUCAAGCCUUAGAAUUACUAUUACCACGUUAUCCAGAUGCUAAAGUACGUGAAAAGGCUGUAGAAUGGAUUUCGUAUUUGCCGAACGAUCAGCUUGUGGACUACUUACCACAACUACUGCAAGCACUGAAACAUGACACUUAUGAAGCAUCUUCUAUGUGUCGAUUCUUGCUGUGCAAGUGUUUAGAGUCACCGCGUAUUGCUCAUCAUAUGUACUGGCUGCUCGUGCAUAGUUUGCCAGGCGAUGACCCGCAAAACUCAAUUGAUGCUUCCUCGGUGGCGAAUGAACUUGAUGAUUCCCUCAUUACACAAGCGCGCUACUAUCGGCGUAAUAAAAUGAUGCUGCGCGCUUUGUUAGCUAUUUGUGGAGAAAAACUAUUGUCGAGAUUUUUGAGACAAAACAUGAUGUGCAAGACUUUGGCAAAAGUGGCGGAAAAUGUUAAAGAAGCUAAAGAGUCAGUACGUCAGAAAACGCUUUGCUUAGGAAUGGAUAUAGUUCACCAGGACUUAAUCGAUAAACCGACGUCAUUACCACUUGGUCCAGAGCUAGAAGUUACUGGCGUAAAUGUGCGUAGUUGCAGCUAUUUUAACUCGAACACUCUGCCACUGAAAAUUUCUUAUGUCGGUCCCGAUACAGAAAUCUUACCAGCUAUAUUCAAAUCUGGAGAUGAUUUGCAACAGGAUAUGUUAACUAUUCAACUUAUUCGUGUUAUGAAUAAGAUGUGGUUAGCUGAAGGUUUAGAUUUAAAAAUUGUGACUUUUAACUGCGUACCAACAGGAUAUAAGAAAGGUAUGAUUGAAAUGGUCUCUGAGGCGGAAACUUUAAGGAAAAUACAGGUCGAAUAUGGGUUAACGGGUUCAUUUAAAGACCGCCCAAUCGCAGAAUGGUUAGCGAAACAAAACCCAAGUCAAUUGGAAUAUCAGCGAGCAGUUAAAAACUUUACUGUUUCCUGCGCUGGUUAUAGCGUUGCUACAUAUAUACUUGGCAUUUGCGAUCGUCACAAUGAUAAUAUUAUGUUGAAAACUUCAGGUCAUCUGUUUCAUAUAGAUUUUGGAAAGUUUUUAGGAGAUGCUCAGAUGUUUGGCAAUUUUAAAAGAGAUCGUACACCAUUUGUGCUCACAUCUGAUAUGGCUUAUGUUAUUAAUGGUGGUGAUAAGCCAUCAACAGAUUUUCAUUACUUUGUCGACUUAUGUUGCCGCGCCUUUAAUAUCAUACGGAAGCAUGGUGAUCUUUUAUUGCAUAUGCUAGCUUUAAUGGCAACUGCUGGUAUACCUGGAGUAACUGCUGAUGCUGUUACAUAUGUGCGCCGUGCAUUGCUGCCAUCGCAAUCCAAUCCCGAAGCAGCCGCAUCCUUUGCAAAAAUGAUACAAUUUUCACUCAAAAGUUGGUUUACGCAAUUCAAUUUCUUUUUGCAUAACUUGGCUCAGAUGAGAUUUACAAAUGAUGAAGGCAGUGGUGAACUGUUAUCGUUUGUGCCUAGAAAAUAUACAAUUCAACAGGAUGGUCGGUUAAAAAGUGUUAUGGUUGUACGAUGCCAAAAACACUACGAUAUGGAAAAAUAUUACACGUAUAUUCUACGAGUGACACGUCAUGGACAAACUGAUCCUACACAUUUAUUCAGGUCAUAUAAAGAGUUUACUGAAUUCCAUCAGAAAUUAUGCUUGCACUUUCCACUGGCAAAAUUGCACAGCUUACCUACUGGUAUGCACGUUGGUAGGUCUAACGUCAAAUCCGUAGCUGAACGACGUCUACCUGAAAUCCAACGUUUUCUGAUUUCACUCUUCAAUUCAGCGGAUGAAAUUGCACAUUCAGAUUUGGUAUAUACAUUCUUCCAUCCUUUAUUGCGGGACCAACAAGAGGCUAAAUUAGAAGUUUCCAAAGUGAGAGAAGUCAAGCAGCAAGCAUCACGCGAAGAUCCCAAUCAAAUUUGUCAACUUAAAAUCUCAUUGCAAUAUCGACGUGAUGUUUUUACUGUUAUGAUUCAUCAUGCAAAAGGGUUACCUAUGUUACAGGGUAAUCAGGAGCCAAAUACCUAUGUUAAGUGUUACCUUAAACCUGAUCCUACUAAGGCUACCAAACGAAAAACAAAGGUUGUUCGAAAGACUUGUGUUCCCAGUUUUAUGGAAACUUUGGAAUAUCGUAUGCCUCUGACCUAUAUAAAAAAUCGUAUACUACACGUAACAGUAUGGUCUCAUGAUACUCUGCAGGAGAACGAACUGUUGGGUGGCUUUCAAAUUGACUUAAGUAAAUAUGAUCUGAAUAAAGAGUUGAUCGAUUGGUUCCGUUUGGGUCCAAUGCCUCGAAAUUAAUGUGAUUUACAACUAUAAAUGCUUAAGUGUAAUUUAAUUAACAUAUAUUGCUAAGCUUAGAUAACAAUAGCAGUAUUCACACAUCUCUGAAAUUAGAAAACUAAUGUCACAUAUACUCAUAUCGCAAUCAGAAAAAUGCAUAUAACAAUCAUCAUAUACCACACACAUAUAUACACUAAACGCGUAAGAUUCUCUGUAAUUAAAUAUACUUAAACAUGUGAUUACUCAUUCCAAAUCAAUACUAAAUUAAAAGCAAACUAUUCUAACGAAACUAAAUAUAUUUUUACAUAUUUUAUAUAACGCAUAAAUGUGCUUUUAUAAAAUAAAACUCUUUAUAUGUAACGGCAGUACUUUUGCAGAACUCUAUUGCACAAAUAUUAUCUAAAAUCUAAAAUCUAUUAUCAAUUGAUAUUGCA